Messenger RNA from Rhododendron vialii, 1089 nucleotides. RefSeq lists its product as uncharacterized. The record is from RefSeq and is a predicted model, not a curated record. NCBI's taxonomy places the organism in Eukaryota, Viridiplantae, Streptophyta, Magnoliopsida, Ericales, Ericaceae. The coding region runs from base 1 to 1089 and encodes 362 amino acids. The transcript has a single exon.
AUGAAUGGGUUGGACCCUUCUUCGGCUAUGUUUCGUGAUCUCUCACAAAACCCACCGAAGACCAUGGGAGAGCUAAUGACGAUUAUCGAAAAAGACUACGUGCAUGAGGAGGCAGUUGCCGAGCGAAAAGUUCUGAAAAUAUCCGACUCUUCAAAAAUGUCUCCAGCUGCCAAGAAACAGGUGGCCAACAUAAGGGAAAACCAAACUUCUAGGAGCAUGCGAAGCAAUAAGAAUGACCAGCAGUCGCUGCGGCAAGACAAGCGGGAGCCACAACCUGAUGAAUAUGUUGCCGAACAUACCGCAUUCAUGGUGCCGAUUUACAAACUCUUACCCAUGGGGUUCUUAGGAACCGCAGGAAGUGGCCCUAGGAUGUGUACCUUUCAUAAGGAGAGGGGACACUACACUACUCAGUGUCGGCCAUUCAAAAAAUAUCUGGAGGAACUUAUCGCUGCCGGGCAUCUCAAUCCGUGGAUUGAUACCAGGAAAAACCCGUUGCCUCCUCCCCCACCGCUCAUCGAAAACCUUGUGAGCGUCAUUCAAGGCCUCGUAUCCGAAGAGAGAAUUCCAGAGCUACAAUCCGAGAUCGAUAGAGCUGUCACCGCUCUCUCGAUUUGUAAUAUUGGUGCUUCGGCUAAACACAAAUGGGAGGAUCCGAACUGUAAUGGGCCCAUAACCUUUACAUCCGAAGAUUUGAAAGGAGUCCAACUUCCUCACAUGGACGCUCUCGUUGUUACCCUGGCAAUAGACAAAUCUACCGUCCAGAAAGUGUUGAUUGACCAAGGAAGUUCGGCAGACGUAAUGUUUUUCUCGACCUUCAAAAGCCUCGGUCUCCUUCCCACGCAGCUCCGAGUGGCAUCAACUCCCCUAGUGAGCUUCACUGGUGCUCCGAUUUGGCCAUUCGACUUGGUAACCUUAGCCGUGCGAGCAGGUUCCCCAGUCGUUGACGUCGAAUUCGUGGUGGUAAGCUCGCCGAGCCCCUAUAACGUCAUCCUCGGACGGGCUUGGCUUCACGGGAUGCAGGCGGUCGCUUCCACUUUUCACCAAGUUAUGAAAUUCGUAGGGUGGAAUGGACGACAGGAAACCCUUUGA